UGCGUACAUUAAGUGAAUGCAGCGCCAGACCAAAGCAGCCGCUUGUCGAGGUUUGUUGCCAAUGACAGUCGCCUGCUAGCUAAAGUCAUGGCGCUGCUCAAACAAAGUUGUUGUGUAGUUGGCCGUUUCUCCACAAACCAUCUAUGGCUGAGUCCCAGAUGCAUCCCACAUGUUUACACCAGCAGUCUGACAGCUGUGGAGAAAUCCUCCUCAAACCGAGCUGACAGAAAGAAGGAGCUUCUGGGUGACGACGGGCCUGAUCUACAAGACUUCAUUUCAGGGGAAUUAUCGGAGAAAAACAAGUGGGAAGAGUACAGAGGCAACCUGAAGAGAGAGAAAGGAGAGAGGCUGCGCCUUCCCCCAUGGCUCAAGACGGAGAUCCCCAUUGGAAAAAACUACAACAGGCUGAAGAACACUCUGAGAGACCUGAACCUGCAUACAGUGUGUGAGGAGGCCAGGUGUCCUAACAUUGGGGAAUGCUGGGGAGGAGGAGAGUACGCCACAGCCACAGCCACCAUCAUGCUGAUGGGGGACACAUGUACCCGUGGGUGCAGGUUCUGCUCCAUAAAGACCGCCCGUCGACCUCCACCUCUGGACCCAGACGAGCCCUACAAUACAGCCAAGGCCAUCGCUGCCUGGGGACUGGACUAUGUUGUUCUCACCUCAGUCGACAGAGAUGAUAUUGCUGAUGGAGGAGCAGAGCACUUUGCUAAAACUGUCUCCAACCUAAAAGAAAGGGACUCUCAGAUCCUGGUUGAAUGUCUGACCCCUGAUUUUCGUGGUGACCUGGCAGCAGUAGAGAAGAUCGCCCUGUCAGGGUUGGAUGUGUAUGCCCACAAUGUGGAGACAGUGCGAGAGCUGCAAAGGUUCGUGCGUGACCCCAGAGCGAACUUUGACCAGUCUCUGAGUGUCCUGAAGCACGCUAAAAAGGUCAAACCAACUGUGCUCACCAAGACUUCCAUCAUGCUGGGACUGGGCGAGACUGACCAACAGAUACUCAACACCUUGACUGAGUUGCGAGAGGCAGGAGUGGACUGUCUAACACUGGGCCAGUACAUGCAACCCACUAAACGCCACCUAAAGGUGGAGGAAUAUGUCACUCCAGAGAGGUUUGCCCACUGGGAGAAAGUUGGGAAUGAUAUGGGAUUCAUGUACACAGCCAGUGGGCCACUGGUGCGAUCUUCCUACAAAGCAGGGGAGUUCUUCCUGAAGAAUCUACUGAAGAAGAGAAAAGCAGAAGUCACUAUAGCAGAAUGAAAAGCACCAAACCAGCAGCUUCUAGGGGCUUUCUCCCUUUAGUCACAAGUAUACUGUACCUAUAACUAUACACAUUAACGGUGACAAAAUCAACGUUUACUCCUGCCGUACUAUAACGCAUCAUUGUAACCUGUAGCACAGAAAACACCUUUACCAAACUUAAUAUGUAACGUAUUAACAACCUGGGGUAACAAGAGGGCAGGUGAGAGUACAGAAGUGAGAGUACAGAAGUGACAUUAGCAAGACCUCACGUAAGUACAGGGACCAUUCUCUUCCUUUUCAUGCACGUUCUCCACCUUUCACCUGCGACGACCCAAAGGUCGACCGAGGACAUCAAAGAGAACAAGCAGCAGUUAGAGGCCUGCAGAUAUGUAGAUAAACUACAGACUCUGUCCACAUACCCCUGCCAGGAGAAAAUACAGCCUAGUGAUAGCAGUAGCUGUAAUUUGCUGUCUCUGCACCUCAGGGGCCCCUAAAUCAAAUCCACCGUGAACUCCCUCCCCUCAGGGGCCCUGGACUUCAGGUAGAGAGCGACUGAUCUUUAACCAUGAGCUCUUUGAUGUCUGCUGCUUCAGGACUGAUUUAAUGAAGCGUUUAAGGGAGUUUUUUGUUUUGGUCUAUGGGUUCUUGCAGUGGCUUAAAUUUCAAACAAAUCUAUGUUUGCUGAAGACUUGUAACACUGUUGAACGCUGUUUUAAAUUUCCACUACAUUAG
Molecule: messenger RNA, 1971 nt
Organism: Sander lucioperca (pikeperch)
Lineage: Eukaryota; Metazoa; Chordata; Actinopteri; Perciformes; Percidae
Gene: lias
Product: lipoic acid synthetase
Exons: 11
Coding region: 88-1257 (389 amino acids)
Biological process (GO): lipoate biosynthetic process
Cellular component (GO): mitochondrion
Molecular function (GO): 4 iron, 4 sulfur cluster binding; lipoate synthase activity
Source: RefSeq, a predicted model, not a curated record